AUGCACUCCCGCCAUAGUGCCCUAGUCCAAUCUAGGCUCAGCAAGGGUAAAGGCCCCUUUCAUCUGGAGACGACCAAGUCGCAGCUUCUUCACAUCUCUCCGCUGAAGGACCGGCCCCAUGAACUGAUGAAGGUUUACAGAGAUUGCAAAGACCUUCUCUUGGAUCGUCAGCAAGACCCCAUCCCCAUUCCUGUUAAUCUCAAAGAUCCAAGGGUGGCACACCUAGGCCCCCCACCGAAGCCAACCCACCUACCUGCUGGAGAAGGUGCAGGGGACUCAGAUAACUGGGAACAUUACCAUCCAGACGGUUGGGAAUCGUAUCACAACGAGGCAUUCAAGGAAUGGGAAACUUACUCAACCCUUGCUUACCCACAGCCUAGGCCUUUAGCACCCGACACUCUCCCUCAUGCCGACCCAGCCAUGAGGCUUUUCUUUGAGAAGGUUCGGCGUCUAAAGGGUGAGCAACACCGCAGCCACCAGCCCCUUUGGGCGAAGCCAUGA
This is a messenger RNA of Prunus armeniaca (apricot), 501 nucleotides long. The record is from the annotation of a GenBank genome assembly. Lineage: Eukaryota; Viridiplantae; Streptophyta; Magnoliopsida; Rosales; Rosaceae.